Molecule: messenger RNA, 1623 nt
Organism: Opisthocomus hoazin
Lineage: Eukaryota; Metazoa; Chordata; Aves; Opisthocomiformes; Opisthocomidae
Product: receptor-interacting serine/threonine-protein kinase 2
Biological process (GO): regulation of apoptotic process; protein phosphorylation
Molecular function (GO): ATP binding; JUN kinase kinase kinase activity
Source: RefSeq, a predicted model, not a curated record
AUGGCCAAACCAUUACCUGUCGUGGCCCAGGAAGAUUUGGAUAGCCUUAUGCUGACCAGGACAGGCUCAGGCUUUGCACUCAAAGCCUUUCACCUUUCUUGGAACACUCACAUCUCUGUGAAACCACUGACCAGCCGGAACACUACAGAGAGGGAGUGGAAGUUGCUACUGCAGGAUAUAGCAAAUGUCAGAUGCUAUAAAUGUGAACGUCUCCUGCCUUCUCUUGGGAUUUACUGGUACCACGGACUUGUGGGGAUAGUGACUGAAUGGAUGAACAAUGGAUCCCUCCACUCACUCAUCCAUGAGCAUCAACUGUACCCAGAACUUCCAUUUCCCUUACUCAUAAGGAUCCUGUCGGAUGUGGCUGAAGGGCUGCAUCACCUCCACAGCCUCAAACCUGCUUUCUGCCACGGCAGCCUGAAACCUUCCAAUGUGCUUUUGGAUAUGCAGUACAGAGCCAAGAUAUCAGAUUAUGGUCUAACCAACUGGAGGAAACAGCAGCUGAGGUCAGACCUGCAGAACUGCAAUCGGAGAAACUGCCAGGAUUUGGUGUACCUCCCUCCUGAAAUACUUGAAGGAGGCCUUCCUUCCCAGGAAGGUGAUAUUUACAGUUUUGGAAUACUGUGUUGGGAGAGCCUAAGCAGACGGAAACCUUUUGAAGGUCGGACAACCCUGCUGGAAGUUUUGACCGGCAUCUGCUGCAGUUUGCGGCCUGGCGUUUCAGAGAAGUUCAUACCAAGCAGUUUCCCUGAAAGGAACAGACUGCUGCACCUUAUCGCUCUGUGUUGGCAUCAAGAACCAGCUUACAGGCCAUGUACUGCAGAAUGUGUAGACCUUCUAAGUGGAAUUUUGACUACUAUAAAUAAGGCGGCAAUUUCCACUGCAAUCUACAAUCUCAUGGAUGCAAAGGAGACAGCACUUAAUGCAUGCAAAGGUUCAGAAAUAUACACACUGCAGACGGGCAUAUGCAAUUCAGAGAUCAUCUGUCCAAAAAAACCCAACCUCUUAAUCAGUAAGAAAAUUCCUUUUGUAGUGCCAAGCUUGUCAACUAUUCUACUUGAUAGCAGUGCAAAUCAUGCAGGAAGAGAAACUAUUCCUGAGACAGGUCUGUCAAACACUAUCCCACAGAACACAACAACAAAGAAAGAUCACUCAGGCUCUGACAGUAGAAAAUCAAAUUCCUGCUACACAGUUCCUUUACCUGGUUCAACUGCAGGCAAAGAAAGCGGUCAGCAUAAGGACCCACCCCUGGCUCGUAAGGACAGACCACAAACUAUGCAUCUUGAACAAGCAGUGACAGAUCCUUGCUGCAAAGGAAACUGCUGUCGAAUACUAGCCUGUCAGAGACAGACCAUACUGAGCUGCAUGACAGAAGGGCGCCUCAACCACAUCCUCGAUGUCCUUCGCUCACAGCAAACGUUGUCCCGAAUGGAUUACGAAACAAUCAUCUCUUACCCCACAGUGACUGGACGUGCUCGGGCAUUGCUGGACACUUGCCUUUGCCUCGGAGAGAGGGCAGCACGUGUUGUAGUGACUGUACUUUCAGUGACCAAACGUAGUCCUCUGGGACAAGGCAGCCAUUGCCCAGACUGUCCUUCUCAGGUGAACAGGCUGUUGUUGUGA